ACCGUCUCGUCUAAUUUUGCGAUUAAUCGUUUUCACUUCGUUAUUUUGAGUGUGUUUAUCCGGUAUCUAUGAUUUAUAAUGGUUUAUUGUGCUGUUUAACGACGAAAUUUCGUCCAAUCGCAGAUCUGACAAAACGUUUUCUCAAACAAUUUUCGUCGGUUGUCGUUAAACCUGUAAAACUUGUCGAUGGCGAAAUCUAUGAUCCACUAGAAGCUGGGGUUUCGUUACAUAGAGUCAUGCAAUUGGGUCGAAUAUUCAACUUAAAGGGUCAUCAAAAUCUCAAAAUCGUAAUAGCACAUAUGGAGGAUUUUCGUUUCAACAACGAUUUCCGAAGACCGAAAUACCGAAUACGCUUAAAGAUGAACCAUCAACGGUGUAAGGUAUGUGAGGAACCGGCAGCUGGCUUUCAUUUUGGAGCUUUUACAUGCGAAGGGUGUAAGUCAUUUUUCGGCCGGGCACAAACCAACCCCGCAGCAGUGGUGUCGGCUAAGUGCAAGUCGGGCGGGGGCCAAUGCGUGAUCGACAAGAAGAACCGAACGUCGUGCAAAGCAUGCCGGCUGAAGAAGUGUUUAGCCGUAGGCAUGUCGAAGAGCGGUUCGAGGUACGGCCGUCGAUCUAACUGGUUUAAGGUGCACUGCCUACUCCGUGAACGGUCACUUCUACCCGGCGACGACAACGAUGACCACAGUGGUAAGGGUAAAGUCGACCCUCUACCGCUACCACUGUUACCACGGUCACAUCACCCACGUACCGCAUUGCUCUCGUUACCGGUACCGCAGCAGCAAUGGGCAUCACCGUUACUCCAAUUUUUCGGUUUCGCUCCGAACGGUCGGGCUCCGUUACCACGGUCCGAAUGGUCGGCCUUUCGAGAGAUCGCCGUUUUUGGAUCCAUAGACGAAGACGACCGGCCAGUAGAUCUCACCGUUCGUCAGUCAACGAUCAACGAUAACAACAAUGAGACAACUGCAUGGAAGACCGCCAAGUUACGAUCGCUGCGACAAAGCGAAACGUCCGUGACGCCUCUCGACUUGUGCAUCGGUAACACCGACCAACGCCGAAACUUGGUGGCGGGUGGAGUCUGACGACGUGAGUACGUUUAAUUGUCGACAAAUGGAAAAUGAAAAUUCUGUAGCAUUUGAGACACGGACCAACCGUGACACGAGAAGAACUAGCUACAAAUUCAAAACGUAUACCCAAAACAGUAUAAACAAAUGGCAUUCUUUCGCCGACAUUCCUCGCUGUUCAGUCUUUCACGCCACUACAUAAAGAAUCGGAUACAUCAAUCUAAUUAUGCACGUCCAUCUGUCAAAUCACGAAAUAAAACCAAACUGCGUCUAAAUGCGACGAACACGGUAUUUUACACUGUUCGAAAUUUUCUUUCGCGCCAUUGAGAUGCGUCGCACACAACCUGUACAUAUAGUGCACGAAGAAGUACUCUGGGAAUAAACAGCACCCUCUUUGUACGUAGGUAAUAUAUUUUUGAAACCACGAUAUUGAUACCUAAAUUUAUAAGUAGAUAUAGUAUUAUGAAUUUAUGAUGUUAAAAUAUAUACUCUCGACGUAAUGUCGUAAUGUAUUAAGAUUAGUUAUAAAUUAAGUUGAAAUAAGAUAGUUGUAUUAUAAACGAAGACUUAAUACUGUAUGAUCUAGAAACCUUGUAUUUUGUUGUCUAUAAUUGUAAUAAAAAAAAAAAAAAAAAAAUAGUUUUUGUUUGCAAGAAACAAUCAAUGUUAUUUUAAAAUAAGAAUUUAUACGAUAGUAAAUCAAAUCCUGUAAUUGUAGUGACUAUCGCAGUUACCUACAUUACGUCAUAUUAUUUAUGUUUCACAAUAAUUUAUUUUUCAGUAAUUAAAGUUUAAAAUACAAACAGUUAACAGGUACAUUACCCAUUAUUCAACGCGCAUACUAUAUUGACUGUUAGUAUACUUUUACAAAAUCAAAAAUUUAUCAUAUAAAAGAUCGAUUACCUAUUCUACAAAAUAAAAAUAGUGAACAAUGCCGAUGUAAAUUUUCAAAAUCUCCAAACUUCUGUCAAAGCACAUGAUCUUAUAAACUCUAUGUAUAAUUAUAUAUACAUUUAAUCCCAUAUUUAUAUCUUUUAAAUUUAAACUAUACCAAAUCCACCUCUCUCAUUCCGACCCAACUUACUGGACUACUUACAUAUAAAUAAACUUCCGGAUUUCUUAAAUGUCUUCAUCACUAAGUACACCAAACGAUCUCGAAACUAAAUAUUUAAAUUAUAAAACCAAUUUGGAUUUAUUGCAUGCAAAUUUGGGAUCUGCAAAAAAAUCAAAGUUAGUU
Molecule: messenger RNA, 2301 nt
Organism: Aphis gossypii (cotton aphid)
Lineage: Eukaryota; Metazoa; Arthropoda; Insecta; Hemiptera; Aphididae
Product: estrogen receptor-like
Exons: 4
Coding region: 69-1082 (337 amino acids)
Biological process (GO): regulation of DNA-templated transcription
Molecular function (GO): DNA-binding transcription factor activity; sequence-specific DNA binding; zinc ion binding
Source: RefSeq, a predicted model, not a curated record